AUGGCCAAGAAAAAUGAUUCCAUAGUAACUGAGUUUGUCCUUGAAGGACUGACAGACAAACCAGAACUUCAGUUGCCUCUCUUCCUCCUGUUUCAAGGAAUUUAUGGGGUCACUGUAGUGGGAAAUGUGGGGAUGAUCCUCCUCAUCACCUUCAGUUCCAAGCUCCAAUCUCCCAUGUACUUUUUCCUUGGUAAUUUGUCAUCCUUAGACCUCUUUUAUUCCUCAGUUGUUACUCCAAAACUCCUGGGAAAUUUUAUAUGGGAGAAAAAUGUUAUUUCUUACCCUGGAUGUAUAACUCAGCUUUUUUUCUUUUGUGUUUUUGCUAUAUCUGAGUGUUACAUGCUCACUGCCAUGGCAUAUGAUAGAUAUGUUGCCAUAUGCAGUCCACUGCUCUACAAUGUCACCAUGUCCCAAAAGGUCUGCAGUGUGCUGGUGACUGGGGUCUACAUCAUUGCCACUUUGGGAGCUAUGGCUCACACUAUCUUCAUGACUAAGCUACCUUUCUGUGGGAACAAUGUCAUCCACCAUUACUUCUGUGACAUAAUUCCUCUCCUAAAGCUCUCCUGUUCUAGUACUUACAUCAAUGAACUUCUGGUGAUACUUGUAGGUGGAUUCAAUGUAUUAGCAACAACUAUGCCCAUCAUCAUCUCUUAUGCCUUCAUACUCUCCAACAUCCUUCGAAUACCCUCAACUCAGGGCCGAUCCAAAGCCUUUGGUACCUGUGGCUCUCAUCUUACAACUGUUGGGGUCUUUUAUGGAUCCAUAAUAUUCAUGUAUUUAAAACCAGCAUCCAGCAGCAACAUGGCCCAGGAGAAGGUGGCUUCUGUAUUCUAUACCACAGUGAUCCCUAUGCUGAACCCUUUGAUCUAUAGCUUGAGGAAUAAGGAUGUGAAAAAUGUUCUAAGCAAAGUCAUGAGUAUGAGGUAUGGACCAUCUCAGGUUAGUAGUAAGAACCAGUAA
Orycteropus afer afer is the source of this 960-nucleotide messenger RNA. Its product is annotated as olfactory receptor 151-like. The record is from RefSeq and is a predicted model, not a curated record. Lineage: Eukaryota; Metazoa; Chordata; Mammalia; Tubulidentata; Orycteropodidae. Gene Ontology annotation, cellular component: membrane. Gene Ontology annotation, molecular function: G protein-coupled receptor activity; odorant binding; olfactory receptor activity. Gene Ontology annotation, biological process: G protein-coupled receptor signaling pathway; sensory perception of smell.